Messenger RNA from Prunus armeniaca (apricot), 2217 nucleotides. NCBI's taxonomy places the organism in Eukaryota, Viridiplantae, Streptophyta, Magnoliopsida, Rosales, Rosaceae. The record is from the annotation of a GenBank genome assembly.
AUGAGUGUGAUAGGUAAUCACUGGACAAGUAUCACAACUAAUACUUGGACUUUGAUCCAAAACAUCAACUACAUGGUAGUCACAGCCCAUUUCAUGGACAGUGAGUGGAAUUUGCAUAAAAGGAUUAUCAAUUUCAUAAAGAUCACCAGUCACAAGGGUAUUGACAUAGGCAAGACUUUAUGUGCAUGCUUGAACGCUUGGGGGAUUGAAAAAUUAUUUAGCAUUACGGUUGACAAUGCUUCGAAAAAUGAUGGGGCGGUUGUGUAUGUGGGAAAUAGGAUGAAGGAUUUUAAUAACUUUUUACUUGAUGGGAAGUAUUUGCAGUUGAGGUGUGCAUGUCAUAUCCUUAACUUGAUUGUUAAGGAUGGGUUGAAUGAGCUUCUUAGCUCAAUCGAGGGGAUAACGAAUUGUGUAAAAUAUAUUUACUCAUCCUCAUCAAGGUUAGAUUCUUUUAGGGACCAUGCCUUGAAGAUGAGGAUGGAUGGGAUAGCAAAUGUGCCAAUGGAUGUGGUGACAAGGUGGAAUUCAACUUAUAAAAUGUUUUAUUGUGCUUUCAAGUACAAGAUAGUGUUCAAUAGGAUGGCGGUGGAAAAUGUAGCUUUUCAAGCUUACUUUGAGGAGAUAGAUAAGGAUGGGAUGAAGAGAGUGGGUCUUCCGAGUAAUGAAGAUUGGGAGAAGUCAAUCUCAUUUGUUCACUUUCUUAAGAAAUUGUAUGACACAACCUUGAAAAUAAGUGCAACCAAAAUCGUUACAUCCAAUAUAUUUUUCCAUGAAUUGGUUAGUUUACAAGUUGAGAUUGAACUCAAAAUGAGUGAUCCUAGAGAUCCGGUCUUGCAAAGGGUGGCUUCAUCAAUGAAGAAGAAGUUUGACAAGUAUUUGGGGAGUUUUGAAAGUGUGAACAAGAUGAUUUCUGUACCAUUAGUGUUAGACCCAAGAUUCAAACUUCAAAUGCUUAAGAUAAGCUUCCAAAAUCUCAAGGCCGAAGAAAACAAGAUAGAUGAGGUUGUACGUGAAGUGAGAACAUGCUUGUUCAAUUUGUAUAAUGAGUAUAGAGGGGCGGAUGGCUUAGUGAGCCAACAAAUGAAUAAAGGCGAAGAUGAGAAUGUUGGAAAUGAUCUUGAAGGCUAUGAUGAUGUUCAAACCAAAAUGUUUCAUCAACUUGUGCAACAAAGGAAGGAGGAACAACUUGUGGAAAUAUCCAAUGAAGUGGAUAAAUACUUGACCGACCCUUUUGAAAGCCCUUUUACUAAGGGUUUCAAACUCUUGAAUUGGUGGAAAGGCAAUGAGAGUAGAUAUCCAAUUCUUUCAAAGAUUGCCAAAGAUAUCUUUGCAAUCCCAAGCUCAACCAUUGCUAGUGAGAAUGCCUUUAGCCUAGGCAAGAGGAUUGUUGAUCCUUUUAGAAGUUCAUUGACACCUAAAAUGGUAGAGGCAUUAGUGUGUACUAGUGAUUGGCUUAGGGUGGAUGAAUUUGCUUCUACAAGGAACCAACGGAUAAAGAGCUUGCAUUCUAUAAAGAACUUGAAGCACUUGAAGCAACUGUGGCCGGUACUCAAACUUCUACAACACUACCUCCUCGAUUUGAUUCCACAUCGUCAUUACCUACUAUUUGAGACUCAUCAAGUUUUGAGUUGUGAGAGACACACCAUGUAUAUUUUCAGGCGAUGGAGAAAGGAUGUAAAAAGAUGUCAUACAAAAGUGAAAGUGAGUUAUGCUGAUUGGAGUUCCAAACCUGAAGCACAUCGCUUUGAGAAGAUGUGUAACUUGUUUUAUGAGGUAGCAGACAUAGCAACAAAGAGUGAUGAAAAAUGUAAUACAGUGAUGGGAUUCGUAAAUGAUUUGAAAUUGAAGCUUACAUCGAAUGAAGUGGUCUAUGAAAGUAAUCAACAUGAGACCAAUGUGAAUGAUGGCGCUACACAAGUUGACAAGCUUGAGGAUACUUCAAAUGAGGGUUGCAAAAUUCUUAGUCCAAGAGUUGUCCGAGGUAAAGGUCGUCCCCCAUCAAAACGGUUACAGUCAAAAGUUGAGAAGGUUAUUCAAAAAAGAAAAGCAAGGAAUAUACAAAUGAAGUCUAAUGAGAAAAAACUGGAAAAGGAUUUUGGGAGAACAAAAAGUUUAGGCGAUGCUUUUGAAGCAAAAGACAACAUUGUUCCUACGGACAAUCUAAAUUUGCAUGGAAAUGACAGAAGUAAUACAUUCCACCAAAGAUGGCACAACUAA